ACAUCCCGGCAUGCAUCAGUUGUUCUCGUAGUGUUGGGCAACCCGGGAGAAUGGAGGAACUAGCUGUUGAAGUAUGCGGGAAAAAUGGCGCCUUUUACAAGGCUUAUGUCCGAAAUAUCCACCAAGAUCAAGUCAGUGUAGCAUUCUUGAACGAUUUGAAUAAUCCUAAGCGAGUGCCUUAUGAGGAAUGUCGACUGCCUCCCAGCAAUGCCCAGAGAAAGGAGAUAUACGUUGAUGAUGAAAUAGAGGUAUAUACCAGGGCCGAUGACAAUGAACCUUGUGGAUGGUGGCUAGCAAAGAUCAUCCACAAGAAAGGGGAGUUCUUUGUGAUCCAGUACUCGGGUUGGGAUGCAACUUUCAAUGAGAUUGUUCCCAGAGAGAGAAUCCGACCACCAAACACCAACGGCUCUAUCAGUCGCCAGAUGUACUACAAGGUGAUGAUAGACGUGCCCCCAGACCUCAAGAACAUCUGUAAAGAUGAGAACACUCACAGAGAGUUCAAAAAACAGGUCAAUGCCGCUUGUGUUGGAUAUAAUGAAAACCUGAAUGUGCUUGUGGUCUUGUCUCGGUCAGAGCUGCCUGUGAAGCGUGCUGCCAUGCUAAGUGAGAUUCACUUCAGGAGUCUUCGCACUAAGAUGCUGUUACAAUCAUGGUCUGACGAGACUGCUAGACAACUAGAGCUUGCCAAGAAGCAAAUGGGCGUCUUGGAGAGGCUAAAAUUGCCAGAGCACCUGAUGGGACUUGCAAUAGGUGCGCAGGGUGCCAAUAUACAACAGGCAAGGAAGCUUCCAGGUGUCAUGUCUAUCGAAGUUGAUGAAGAGAACUGCACCUUCAACAUCUGCGGAGAGAAUGAGAGAGCUGUCCUGGAAGCAAGGCGUCUGUUGGAGUAUGCAGAGGAGACAGUGUAUGUUCCUAAACCUCUUGUUGGUAAGGUUAUUGGCAAGAAUGGUCGUAUUAUCCAGGAUAUCGUGGACAGGUCAGGAGUGACAAGAGUGAAAAUUGAACCCCCAGAUGAGAACCAGACGCCGGAAGAAAAACAAGCAAAGAAAGAGGUCUCCUUUCUGUUUGUGGGCACAAAGGAGUGUAUUGACAACUGCAGAAUGAUGUUGGAUUAUCAUGUUGCACACUUGAAGGAAGUCGAACAGAUGAAGAGGGAAAAAGAGAGCUUGGACCACCAGCUACAGAACAUGGGAAUCAGCCCCCCUACAGGCCCCUCCUACAUUCCUACGCCGGCCGAGAUGAGGAUAGGGACCAACCUGAUGGUUGCUCCACCAGACUCCACAGGCAGCACUGGCCGCGAUAGGGCACUGACCACUGAUAGCUACGGGGGGGACCUCAGUGAAGGCAUGUCAAUCAGCACCGACCCCGGAACAACUGCACGCCCAUCUACGAUCCGGAUACGCUCCAGUAGCGAGAGUGAUAACACGGAGUCUGGCCGAUUGAAUUCCCAGAAUGCAAACCGGCGUGCACCAACUCCUACUUCUGAGCUGACAGAUAUCCGUGAGGAGGGUGAGGAACACGGUGCUCACAAGGGCCGCUCGGGAGAACCAGUAAAAGAUCAGCGCAAGAAGCCAUCUCCAUGGUUCAUGUCCAACCGUAAGCGUUCCAAUAGCGAGGGCAAAGACGACAAGCCAAACGGCGACGGCCGACAACAUCAACACAACGGGCGCAGCAACCAGAGACCAGACCAGCGGUCGUGGAACCAAGGCAAGGCGCAGGCGCGACACUCACAGCAGUCAAACCGGUCAAACAAGUCAAGCAGUAACGGCACACAGAUGCGCUCAAAUUCAGGAAGUCUUUCCCAGAACUGGAGGAAGCAGGAAGGGCGGAAAGAACGGAGCGGCUCAGAUGAGACUGAGGCAAAGCCGUCAGAAGUAGCAGCAGAAGAAACAGUCGCGGAAGAGAAAGUCAACAGCGAAGAGAAGUCGUCCGUGGAGAGCGCCGAGCAGGCGAGCAAAGGAACGGAGAAGAAAUCUUGUGAUCAAACAGAAGCAGUAGAUGCCCCGAUAAGCGCUGAAGGUUGAAUAAAUAACCUCACUUUCGGGUGGUAGCCUGGUAGAGGUAGGACCCCUGGAGAGGUUGUAAGUUGGUUUGUACAGCAAUAUUCGUAGACCAAGACUGUACAUCUGUAGAACAUCAGUCGGUUUUGGAAACUGUGAAAAAGAAUCCUAAAAGUUAUCCAUAUUAUAUUUUUUUUAUAUAAUUCGAGUAAAUUUUAGAAAAUUUUAGAUUUUACUCUGACACGUCCAACUUUGAAUAGAUUUUUAGUAUGGUUCAUUUAUCACAAGAUUCCUGAGUGAAAAAAAAAAACAUUGAAUUCUUUGCAUCAGCCUUUAACACGUUCUGCCCUUGUAUUGGUUCGCCUGUGGAUAAAUAGGCACAGUUUUAAUACUUUCCCCCAAAAAGGGUAUAUUCUCAAAAUACACAUUUUACUUUGAUAUGAUCUAGGCAAUCAGCUAAGCGUGUGACAUUUUAAUCGCUCCAGCAGCUAUCAAUGCUCGUCAACUCCCGUUUUUAUUGCCCUCGAACCCGAACAAUCUAGACCAUCUUUUUUUUUGUUAUAUAAAGUUUAAAUAUUUUAAACUAUAUUGACUCGUAACUUUUCCAUCCACAAUUUAAUCCCCCCCUUGUCGCGUGACAGAAUCUUGCGUGACAUCUACGUGACAGUUGUGCGCUUACGUGACGGUUGUAACAUUUUAAUGUCAAAAUCUUGGUCAAGUAUAUAUUGUUGUACAGGUCAUAUAUGAUCAAAAUCUAUUGAAAUGUGUAAUAUACUACAAUAAAUGUAUCAUACCGUUGGA
This is a messenger RNA of Nematostella vectensis (starlet sea anemone), 2801 nucleotides long. RefSeq names its product synaptic functional regulator FMR1. Gene Ontology annotation, biological process: positive regulation of translation; regulation of mRNA stability; negative regulation of translation. Bases 51 to 2024 code for a protein of 657 amino acids. Gene Ontology annotation, cellular component: membrane; nucleus; cytoplasmic ribonucleoprotein granule. The record is from RefSeq and is a predicted model, not a curated record. The transcript is spliced from 16 exons. Lineage: Eukaryota; Metazoa; Cnidaria; Anthozoa; Actiniaria; Edwardsiidae. Gene Ontology annotation, molecular function: protein homodimerization activity; translation regulator activity; mRNA 3'-UTR binding.